Molecule: messenger RNA, 2083 nt
Organism: Phalaenopsis equestris
Lineage: Eukaryota; Viridiplantae; Streptophyta; Magnoliopsida; Asparagales; Orchidaceae
Exons: 10
Coding region: 327-1913 (528 amino acids)
Source: RefSeq, a predicted model, not a curated record
ACAUGGUAUUGCGCGUUGUGAUUAUGGAAAUGGGGGUGUGAGAUUAGUAUUUUCUUACCAAAUAGCUGAAGACGAAAGCCGCCCUUAUUCUCGAGCCGGGCUCCGGCGAGGCGAGUGGCGCUGAAAGCGUUUGCAAUCGAGUGCGCGCACUUGUUGAUUUUGGCUCCUUUCAUUUUCAUUGGCUUGGCUUUCUUCAAAUUUUCCUCACCGAAGAAGAUAUGAGGAGUCUGGUGUCUACUGCACAAGCAUUGUCUUAAUUGCGCUGAUAGAUUCUAUGAAAUGCUCUGAUUUAAUUGAAGUUUCACGGGAAGUACUGCACGCACUAGAUGGCGGACUAUUGUGUUCUACCAUCCUGUGCUAAGUUGCAACUGCGGAGGAUUAUGCCAAGAGGAAAUCUUCCCAUGACUAGCAAUUUUAGUGCGAGGAAUCGACAGAGGGAGUGCCUUAUCUUUGUUAAGAGUCUUCAUACAUCAUGUUUUUCAUUUUCAAGAUUUAGGGUUGUGCAAGCUCCCUUUCUUAUUUGUGCAAAUGAAAGCCGUGGCUUGAAUGAGAAUUUCUCAAAGUGUUAUUGCUGGGGAAUGCUUUUUGACCCCGAGAAUGCAGCACCGUCAAAUUUGGCUUCUGCCAUGGAUGAAUUGCUUCUGAUGGUUAGUGUUAUUUUGGCAUACAUGGCUGGCGCAGUACCACAGAGGAAGAAACUUGACUUUAUGAGUCACCACACAAAAGAUAACCCGGGUUCUUCAUCCCCCACAACUCAUGGUAGGUCUGAAAGAAGUGAGAGCUUGACUAGUUUGAAGACAAAUGCUAUAUGGCAUGAAGUGAACGGGAAACUUCUUGAUGCUUUGGAAGCUACUGGUAAUGGUGCUAAUUUGGAUGAUUUGGCUGCUGGUAUUACAGAUUUUAGUCGCAAAGAUGCUUUAAGUCUCUUUGCCCUCAAUCAUGGUUCCACGUGGAGAUUGCUUUGGUCUACUUUAAUGAGGCUGCAAAAAGAGGUUAGUGAUAUUCAUUCAUCUCGUGAAGCUUUUAAUGGAGGUGCCUGGCUAGCGGGGGUAUCAGAAAUCUUUAAAGAAAUAGUUAUACAAAUAUUAUUCAAAUGGUUGGAACAGGAACUUUCUUUGGGUGCUGCUGGCUACAAUAUGAAAUUCUCUCAGAAUCCUGUUAUCCAGCUGACUGAGAAACUGAAGGGAAAUGAUGUGAUACUAAACAAUAUAAAGAGAUCAGGGAAGACUGAAAUAUAUGCAGAUCUGAUUUUCUUCCUCAAAUUCGAUUCUCUCAGCAGGUCUGGAUGCUGUUUUGACAAAAACUUUCUUGUUGAACAUGGAGUUGAAGUUUUAGAGGAUCUGGUGAUAACAUUGGCUGAUGCAGUUGCUUCCAUAUACCUGGAGCUUAUUUCUGUUGACAGUGACUUAUCAAUUGAAAUAAAUUCAUUGGGCUCACGGAUAUGCCCCCUUUCUACCCGAGCACUUCAGAGAUUACGCAACGAGGUUUUGUUGAAACAAUGGCUACAACAGAACUUUGAAUCAGUUGUCUCUUUGUAUGAGGACCGCUUUGAGUUAUUUGUCUUGAGCAGGCUAAAGAUGGGCGAAGAACUCGAGAACCAAACUAAAACAUCUAUUUGGAAAAAACUUGCCUUUAGCAAGCGAGCAAUAUCGUCCGCAUCGAAUUGUGUUCAGAUCAAAACAAUUUCUUUGACUGUGAAACGUACCAAAGAGCUACAAGCUUUGACUGGAUGUCUUGGUUGCAGGAGAUACUAUUUCAGCUUGUUUUUGGAAUUCUCUGAUGUUGCGAUGCCAUUGGUGAAAGCUGUUUUUGAAAAGGCAAGGAGUGCAGUAUCUUUCUUUCUUAUGUGCAUGAUUGGUAGGUCUUUAGGACUUGUUUUCUCUGGGAUAAGGCAGUCUUUGGGUUGGAAAUAAAGUCUUUUUUUUUUAUUCAAAAUUUUUGCACAGCUUAUUGUAGCGCAUCAAAUUUCUUUGUAGAUUGGGAAAGUGAUUCAUAAAUCGUCUCAAGUUCUUUUUUUAAACAAGGCUACUUGGUUAUGAAUUUUUGCAAGACAACUGCCAAAUUCAUUCUUGUAAUUCUACAG